AUGCGUUUCGCUCGGCCUCUGCGGGUUGCUUUGAUUGGGGACAGCUGGGUCACGGAUUUGUACCAGAGUGAUGGGAAGCGUGUAAGAAAGUCCCACACGGCAUGGGCCAUGGAGGCUGCUUUACGGCAACGUCUGGGGCAAGUGGACUUCGUCUUCGCAGGCUUCCCCGGUACUCGAGCGAAUGCGCUGCUCACCCUGUGCUCACUCUGCCGUCUCAGAGAUGUGGCCAAGCUUGCAAAGAAGGGAUACUCCUGGAAGUAUGACCAACGCUCCGCCCUUCGCGAGCAAAAAAUCCGGCCACUUUCUGAAGAGUCGAGGGACGAGGAGCUGGAUGUGGUCGUUAUUUGUUUGGGGAGCAAUGAUCUCUAUGACCAAAAUGCAUCCCAAAUUCUAGGUCAUUUAACAAAGCUGCAUCGUCUCCUGGAGUUUCGUGGCGUGGAGGUUUGUCAAUGCUCCGUGUACUUACACGACAGCGAGCGGCAAGCCUGGCCAGAGGCUGACCAAACUUGCCAAAUGGUGAACCAUGAGCUGCUCAAAGCAAGCAGCUGCAUCAACAUCAUCCACCUUGACUCCUUCUUGCAAGGCGAUGAGCACCAUUUGUCGGACAGUGGCUACAGGCUCCUGGGUCAGGAGCUGGCCAAGAACGUUGAGGAACGUUUCUGCUCCCAGGCGCUUUUCACGCAGCAGCGCUGCCAAUACCUUCUUCACGUGGAGGAACCUGAAUGCCAGAGCUUCGUGGGCAACUUGCUUGCUGGCACCUACGUCAAGCAGUGGCAUGAACACCACAGAAGGCCAAUCUACUGGAAAGAAGCGGCUCCCAGUCAGCCCAGGGUCUGCCUUUUCUUUUGGGACGACAGGAACGGGAGCUCUUGGAAGGGUUGGUGGCUUGGGCGCCUGAAUGAUUCUGACUCCGUGGACCACCCAGGCUGGGCGUACAGCCCCUGCGACACCGCCGAGCCACCACAAAGUGGAUGGAUCGAGGUGCGUUCAGGCCAGCCCAGCCGCCUCUGUAUCUCGGUGGAUCCGCCGCAGCAGAAGCCUGCUGAGAGUACCAGAUUCAAUCAAUCGCACUUCGCCUUCACUUCCUUUGCCUCGAAUUCCUCCAGCUCUGGUUCCGGUGCCUGGGACUGGGGGGGUGCUCGGUCGCCAAUGAAGCGGACCCGCAUGGAGGACAUGCCCCAACACUGGCGCUGA
Molecule: messenger RNA, 1194 nt
Organism: Symbiodinium pilosum
Lineage: Eukaryota; Dinophyceae; Suessiales; Symbiodiniaceae
Source: the annotation of a GenBank genome assembly